Messenger RNA from Rosa chinensis, 1803 nucleotides. RefSeq names its product protein DETOXIFICATION 29-like. Gene Ontology annotation, biological process: xenobiotic detoxification by transmembrane export across the plasma membrane. The record is from RefSeq and is a predicted model, not a curated record. Gene Ontology annotation, molecular function: xenobiotic transmembrane transporter activity; antiporter activity. Gene Ontology annotation, cellular component: vacuolar membrane. Lineage: Eukaryota; Viridiplantae; Streptophyta; Magnoliopsida; Rosales; Rosaceae. Bases 1 to 1518 code for a protein of 505 amino acids. The transcript has 8 exons.
AUGGAGGAGAACAAACAGCCACUGCUGUCGCUAAGAGACGAGGUGGUGGGAGUUCCACAACAUCAUCAACCGAUGCAUGACAACCUAGAUUCCAUCCCUGCUCCCGCAAACCCUUCUUUCAUUUCCAGCACUGCUUUCAAUCCCGAAUCUGACGACAUCCCACCCAUCAAUGGAGUACGCGACUUCUUCCGAGAGUUCAACCGAGAAUCCAAGAAGCUCUGGUUUCUUUCCGGCCCCGCCAUCUUUACUUCACUAUGCCACUACUCUCUCGGCGCCAUCACUCAAGUCUUCGCCGGUCAUGUCAGCACCCUCGACCUCGCCACCAUCUCCGUCGAGAACUCGGUCAUCGCUCGAAUUCUGCUUUGGCGCUUUGGUAUUCAUAUUUUAUCCAAUUUCAUCAAAUAUGUAGAGAAAGCACAACACUAUGUAGUGUUGUGCUUUCUCUACAUAUUUGCUCAGCAAAUUCUGUACGGAAUAGGACAGACGGUGGCGAUAUCCAAGGCGGCGGGGGUUUUCUCCAUAUACAUGAUACCUCAGCUGUUCGCGUACGCCAUGGUUUUUCCGUUAGUCAAGUUUUUGCAGUCGCAGAGCAAGAUGAUGGUGAUGGCGGUGAUCACGGCUGUGACACUGAUACUGCACACUGUGUUCUGCUGGCUACUGAUGUUGAAGCUCGGGUGGGGCUUGGUCGGGGCUAGUCCGAUUUCUACGUCGCAGAAGCCUGGGCUUGGUUUUUUUGGUCUCAUCUCGACUGGCUACGUGAUUGUGCUAUGCAAGGUCGACAGCAUGGGUUCUGCUUCGAUGGUGGGCAGAGGUUUGUCUAUUAUAUAUCAAUUCUUGUGCAGUUUGGAAGUUUGGUAUUUUAUGGCGUUGAUUCUCUUUGCUGGAUAUCUAAAGAAUGCAGAAGUUUCUGUGGAUUGCCUAUCCAUAUGCAUGAACAUAUUGGGAUGGACAGUCAUGAUGUCUUGUGGCAUGAAUGCAGCAAUAAGUGUGAGAGUGUCGAAUGAACUAGGAGCAGGACAUCCAAGAACAGCAAAGUUCUCGCUAGUAUUGGCCGUAAUAACUUCAUUUUUCAUUGGUGUUCUCCUCUCACUCGUCCUCAUACUCAGCAGAAACGAAUAUCCAGCCUUGUUUCCAAGUGAUUCAGAUGUUCAAGCGCUCGUGGUGCAGCUCACUCCCUUGCUGGCAACCUGCAUUGUCAUCAAUAACAUUCAACCUGUACUCUCUGGUGAUGCAAUUGGAGCAGGAUGGCAAGCUUUUGUGGCUUAUGUCAACAUAGGCUGUUACCAUAUAGUUGGGGUACCAUUCGGUUUACUCUUUGGGUACAAAUUUGACUGGGGUGUUACGGGGAUUUGGACUGGAAUGCUGUUAGGGACAGUUCUUCAGACUUGUGUCCUUUUCUAUUUGGUUUAUAAGACCAACUGGAACAAAGAGGCUUCUAUAGCUGAAGACAGGAUACGGAAAUGGGGAGGCCAAUCAAACAAUCCCAAAGACUCGGAGAAUAAUGGCGCAACGAUAUAGAAAGUUUCAAGUAAAAAGAUUGAACAACGCAAUGCAACUACGGCAGCACAAAUGCAAUUUUUAUUUUUCAAUUAUAGGGCCAUCUUCUGCAAUGAUUGGAAUGCAAAGAGCUGGAGGUCCUAAGUUCGGAUCCUCCCCCUUCAGAUUAUUAAAAAACAAUAGGGAAUAAGACAGUCCCCAAUAGUUUUGACAUAUCCGCAUCAGAAGAUGAUUUUGGGGCUUACUGUAUGAAAAUCAUAGUAAAACCAUUAUUCUAUUUGUAGUUUUAUUAUUACUGUAGUUUAU